AUGCAAAGCGAGCUCCGGAGAGGCGCUGCCCGCGCCCUGGUGCCCAGCCUGGUGACCUCGGCCAAGAGUGGUGACUACUCGGCCGCUGUGUACGCUGCCAGACUCGCCAACGAGCUGGUCAACCUGGAGAAGACCAGGAACAAGGUCUACACUGACUUCAUCUACUCCGGUUUCUCAAGCUCGGAGGUGCCCCUGGGGCUGCCCUCUGACCUGCAGAAGUUGUCCCGCACCUCCCCGGCCACAGUGGACGCCUCUCCUGUGGGGGAGACCUCGACGACCUCGUCCUCAGGCAGCUCGCCAGACGCAGGUCUGGACUUCCUCCUCCCGGGUGCUCGAGGACGACCAGCUCGCCCCAUACAAGACCCCUUCACUAAGGCCUCAGGUGAACCUUCACCUCUCUAGCUUCCCAAACUUGUGUAUAUGAGAUAUAUAUAAUAUUUGUAUAUAAAAUUACAUAUUUAUU
Procambarus clarkii (red swamp crayfish) is the source of this 463-nucleotide messenger RNA. The record is from RefSeq and is a predicted model, not a curated record. Lineage: Eukaryota; Metazoa; Arthropoda; Malacostraca; Decapoda; Cambaridae.